AUGGGUAACAAACAGAGUUCCACAAGACGUGAAAGUCAGCUUGAACGCUCCAAUUUUGCAUCGUCCGUCAAUCCAACGCUUCCGCAAGAAGCUAUUGUCGCACUUACUGGCUGUUUAAACAGAUUGCCUCUUGUCCUAAACAAAGGUGUUCGAGAAGAAGUGAUCAAACGAGUAGAACUGAUAGAAACUGGUGAAGCUCCAGAAAUUGUUCUAAGUAAAGGUCAAGAGCCGCCUGGAAUAUAUGUGUUGGUGUCAGGAAAUGUGACUGUUUUUAGUGAAAACAAGAAAUUUUCCCUGAGGGAAAUUCAAGUCGGUGACUGCUUUGGUGAAGUUUCGGCACUGUUUAAUAUGAAUUGCACUGCUGAUGUGUGGUCAUCUGACAGGUGUGUGUUGCUGCUUCUAAAGACCUCUGAUGCCCGUCAGCUUUUAACAUUUCCCAGUGAGGUGACUCUAUUACAGUGGUUUCAACAGAGGAGAUACCUUGAUACCAGUAAGCUGUUUGAUAACCAACAACUGUCAAGAGAAAUUGCUGUAGAUAUAUUGCAAAAGUCUCCUAUACUUCAUGGCUGGGGAAAAGAAUCUCUGAAAGCUGUAGUUAAAACUGUCAAACCAGGUUGGUGA
Molecule: messenger RNA, 621 nt
Organism: Stylophora pistillata
Lineage: Eukaryota; Metazoa; Cnidaria; Anthozoa; Scleractinia; Pocilloporidae
Molecular function (GO): intracellularly cyclic nucleotide-activated monoatomic cation channel activity; protein-containing complex binding
Source: RefSeq, a predicted model, not a curated record